Molecule: messenger RNA, 4779 nt
Organism: Lutzomyia longipalpis
Lineage: Eukaryota; Metazoa; Arthropoda; Insecta; Diptera; Psychodidae
Gene: Tie
Product: probable serine/threonine-protein kinase ndrC
Exons: 6
Coding region: 847-4386 (1179 amino acids)
Biological process (GO): cell surface receptor protein tyrosine kinase signaling pathway; positive regulation of kinase activity; protein phosphorylation
Cellular component (GO): signaling receptor complex
Molecular function (GO): ATP binding; transmembrane receptor protein tyrosine kinase activity
Source: RefSeq, a predicted model, not a curated record
AGUCCAAGCAAAACAUUCGUUGAGCGCGUAUGGCUGUCGGUGCCAAACAUGCCAAUUUACCCAUAAAAGUUUUCACAUAUCGUCAUUGUCGAAUUGCUCGUUUGUUUCUUUUUUUUUCAUUAUUAAUCACUCCAAUAAAGUGUCUCGCUUGAUGACCAUUUGAGGUGAAAGAAUAGCAGCAGCUUAUUUGUCAGCGUAUGAUCGAGACGGAGUAUUCUCACUUUGGCAUAUGGAAAGUGGACACAAUUAUACCCUACUUUGCAUGCAACAGUGUGAUGGAUAAAGUGCGUAUAUAGUGAUGAAGUGUUUCUCAACAUUAAAAUAAUAAUAGUGGUGAGGUAAAAAAAAGUGAAGCAAUAUUCUUGUAUUUUCUCUCUCAACGAGAGAACUGUACGGUAUAUACCAUCGAAGAAGAAUAAAUUGCAUCAGUUUCUCCAUAAAGCCAGUGAAUUGGUAGAAACUCUUGGUGUAAUUACACGCAUUGCAUUGGAGGUGGAUUCUUCUCAUAUAUAUGGAAUUUAUGCUAUGGAAGCUUUCGUGUCUCUGUGGAGAUACAUAAAAAAUAUUUUCUCAGCAUCGAAUUGCUCAGCAAUUGAACAAUUAAAGAGGUGCGCAAUUUUGUGAUUUUGCUGUUGAUCUACAGGUUGAAGGAAAAAAAAAUAUUAAAAACGAAACAUCGUGCAGAGUGCAUAGAAAAUUGCAUAUAGUGCAAGAACAAGAGAGGGGAAUUUUUCUUGUGUGAGGAUUUUGUGUUUGUGAAGUGGAAGAGGAAAAAAAAUGUAGCCACGGAGGUUUUAUUACAAAAACCAUCAGGGACCAAUUCUUCGAGAGGUGCAAUUAAAUGCGAUGCACAGAAAGGAUUCCGGCGCCAGCAUGAAAUCUGUCUCUUUGUCAGCCCCACUGAUCCUGCUGCUGAUAGUUUUCAGUGAAGGAGCCGCCACUGGAGCUUCAUCGCCAAUUAAUCCGGCCACCAAUUGUACCGGGGAUGGUCAGGCAGUGCGUGCAAAUUGCACAUCCGAUCAUGCAGCAGCAGCACCACGCCGGGUUAGCAGUGUUGAUCGCGACAACAAACUCAUGACCGUCUUGGCGGCACGACGUAGCGCACUAGCACGCGACAGAGGGCGCCAUGUGAUUUCCCGCCAAGUUGCUGAUCUCCCGCCACGUGAUCUCGCGCAACGUGAUCUCCCCGUACGCGAAUGUGAGAGAAAUUGCACGAGAAGUUUCACCGUUCAACCAUCCCCUGAGUGCAUGCGACGAUGUGCAUCUCUCAGAGGGGCUACAGUGCACAGAAGGAUUGCCGAUCGUACGGUUUCAUCGCGUGAGGAGGAAAAUAUCUCAGAAUCCAAUACGAUCGUCAAUGGGCGCGAUGAGUUGCUGCAAACUGAAGAAUCAGCUCAUGGGAUGACGAUCAUUCACACAAGUCGGGAACUUGAAUCAUUCCGCAAUGCCACAAAGAAGAGCACGAAUAAUUCCUUGGAUACGAAUUCCAAGCAAAGGAAUAUCACGAGUAAGGAUGUAGUUUCACCGACAAAACCCACACGAUCGUAUGUAGAUAUAAGGAGUAAGAGACUGGAGGUGGCAAAGCAACGUCAGAAAACAUCCACGGAUAAAUCCGUUGAGGAGGCUGAUCUCCUGCCAUACCUCUACUUUGGGCAGAAGAUCACCGCCACGAAGAUCACUGAAACCAAAAAUCAGGUGAUCACCACAAAGAGAUCCCCUUAUUUCAGCAAUAGCGGAAGUGCUAAGCAAUCCUUGGGGAAAACUAAAGAUGCCGCCGAUGAAGAUGAGAUUAUGGAGGUGUCAGCUCCGAAAGUUUCCACAACAGAAAAGAAUAAAUUCUGGCAACAUGGACGCCUCUACUAUCCAACGAGGAAUAUUGUGGCAUUCAGCAGAAGAGGACUGAAUAUGUCUGGAUUUGGGAACGCUAAGGCGUCAACAAGUACAUCAACUGAUGCUUCAGUACCGCGAUUACUGGAAGAUGUUCCAGUUGAUAUUAUUCACAUUCCCGAGAAUAACAGUAGUGCAAAGUUGGUGACACUGCGCAGUACAGAUGCUGCACCAACACCUUUUGCUCUGGACAAAAACCCGCCGAAUCUCCAUGGGAUCAUUCUUGAAGUCCCACCAUCAUCCUUACCAGCUUUAGAUAUUCAUUCCAUUAAUCCUUCAUCGUCAAAUUUUGAUAAGGAUGUCAAUCUUGUUAUAUUCACCAACACCAAGAGGACACCUGAUAGUGAUCCUUCUCCAUCUGAGGUGGCUCCUGUGAUAAAUGGUAGUGACAUUUUAACAAUUAACCGGGAUCUUGCACCGGAGUUUACAACUGAGGCUUCAGACACGAGAUCGGAGGCUACGUUAGAUGUCAGGCCAGAUGCUAGGCCAGAAAUUAGGCCAGAAGUUAGACCAGAUAGAUCAGAAGGAUCAAAAUUGGGUUCAGAAGACGCAAUCACCGUUGUAAGAGUUCCUGAAAUACCAUCAACAACAUCAACAACAUCAACAACAACAACAACAUCAUCCACCACUACAACAUCCACAACAACAACUACCCCUGUAUCAACUACAACAACCCCAAGUCAACCUUCACUAACAGUUCCCGAGAGUGCAGAGGAGGAUACCAAUACCAGAGCAUACUCAAUAGUUCCAGGGAUCAAGGCAAUCUUCCCCAAUAUUUCCACAGCAGCUUCCCUUCCGCCCGACAAUGAUGAAGCAAUGCAAUUCCCAAUUGCCUCGAGCACAAGCAAGAGUGUGAGUAAGACAACCUUCUCGACUUCUGUGAGAUCUACAAGUGUUCCAACCCCUGUAACCUCUUCUCCUGCUGUGGAAGAUGAUACAGAACAACCUGAGAUUACAACGGAAACAGUGGAGGAGAAUGGGGUGGAUACUGAUGCACCAAAGAUCAUUAAUAUUUCCAACUCAAUGUUGCCAUCAUUCUUCAAUAUUUCCUCAAUUUUUCCCACUUUUCCCAUCAUGGCAAAUAACAUUUCAACCACGCGGAAGACAUCACUCAAUGCCGAAGGAGGUGUCCUACUACGACGCAAUGGGGAUGUUACAAUUGAGAUGCACAGGAUGAAUAUGGCGGCGUAUGUUCUAGCUGGGUUGGGGAUGUUCCCAAUUGCCAUCAUUAUAAUUUACGUCGUAAGAACGGUGAUCUUGAAGCGGGAGGCUAAGCAAGCCAGUGAUCUCGAGAGGUACAUGAGCGAUGGGCAGCCCAUAAGUCCUGUGGUCAAAAUGGAAGACUCCUCGGGGGAAGAAUCCAUAAUGACUGAGAGGGAUUUCAAUAGGAAUAACCUGAGAUUCAAGAGCCUUCUCGGGGAGGGAAAUUUCGGGCAAGUCUGGAAAGCAGAGGCUGAUGAUCUGGCUGGACAUUUGGGGACAACGAGAAUUGUUGCAGUGAAGACUGAAAGAUCUGAAAAUGGAAGUGGUGGUUUGAAGAUGGAAGCGGAUAUUAUGAGGAAGCUUGGUAGCCAUCCGAAUGUAGUUACUCUCCUUGGUGCUUGUAUAGAUCAAGAACCUCAUCUUCUCAUCAUGGAGUUCGCCAUGAGGGGACGAUUGCUGUCCUUACUACGUGCUGCAAGGAGUGCUAUUCAUUCAGUUCCUCAAGCUGCAUCCAGUGGAAAUAAAACAGCUUCCAUACCACUUUCCCCACGAAGAUUAUCAGGAUUUGCUCAUGACAUAGCUCGAGGAAUGGAAUACAUUGCAAGCAAGAGGAUUGUCCAUCGGGAUUUAGCUGCGAGGAAUGUCCUUUUGGACCACAAUGGCGUAUGCAAGAUCUGUGAUUUUGGCAUGUCAAUCGAUUUGGAUAAAUCGAAACGCAUCCAAACGCUCUAUUCACGCAAAACAAAUCUCCGGAGAUCGCACAGCAGCAACAGAUGUGGGGAGUCGAGGUUCCGCUUCCAACCCUUCUCUACUCUUGAUACCAAAUUUGGGAUUUGUCGCAGUGAAAGCCAAACGUGUGGGACAAAGAUGCGUCCGGCACUUCCAAUAAGGUGGAUGGCACCGGAAGCACUGCAGUAUCACAUCUUCUCAACUGAAACAGACGUUUGGGCCUUUGGGAUUGUUGUUUGGGAAAUUGCAACAUUGGGAUGUACCCCGUAUCCAAAUCUCUCUGGUCGUGAGGUUGUUCGAAGUGUUCCAGCUGGUAUUAGGCCUGAAAUUCCACCAGACUGUCGUCCUGAGCUCUAUCACCUCAUGACGAAGACGUGGCGAAAGGACCCAAGGCAGAGGCCCAGCUUCUCAGAGGCACGCAAUGAUCUCGCCCACGCACUACGUCAGUGGGAGAUUGAGCAGGAAAAUUCCUCAGAAUAUCUCGAUGUGAGUGGCUUCAGUGAGGACCUGGAGCAUGGGAUGGUGUACUUCAAUAGGCGAAUAUCGGAAUUUGAAUGCGAUAUAUGACUAGAAAAUGUUUAAAACCCACUAAUUCUGGUGCUAAAGCCAGUUCUAAAGUAUUAGACACGUUGCACAUUGUGAGAAAAGAAAAUCCUGUAAAUAGUAUUUAACACAUUUUACAAUAUUAUUGAAAACAGUUCAGAAUUCUUCCUGGACUGAUAAUUUUUUUUUGCUAAAUUAAGAAAAGAAAUUUCACACAAAAUCUUCUCUUUUAGAAAUAUCUAGUCUUUGGAGGUAAGGAAGGGAGGGAAUUCACCGGAGUGAUUUUUUCCCAAGUCUUUAAUGGAGAUAAUUUAAUGAAUUUUUAAUACCUUCAGAUUAUUUAUUAAGUGAAAUGAAUUUUAUUUUAUCUCAAACUGUUGACGUUUUAUCGAAUAAAAAAAAAUCUGUGAAAAUGUA